GACAGGCUUUGAUGAGUGAGGAGAUGAGUUACUCACUGCAGUAUUCCCAGCUUCUGACCUGCUCUUGUAGCCACUGUGUUUAUGUGGUGAGUCCAGUUGAGUUUCUGGUCAAUGGUAACCCCCAGGAUGUUGAUAGUGGGGAAUCAGUGAUGGUAACACCAUUGAAUGUCAAUAGGUGGCGAUUAGAUUGUCUCUUAGUGGUGAUGGUCAUAGCCUGGCAUUUGUGUACUGCAAAUGUCACUUGUCAGCCCCCAGCCUGGAUAUUGCCCAGAUCUUGUUGCAUGUGAACAUGGACUGCUUCAGUGCCUGAGGAGUCACGAAUGGUGCUGAACAUUGUGCUAACAUUGGCGAACAUCCCCGUUUCUGACCUUAUGAUGAAGGAAGGGUCAUAGAUGAAGAAGCUGAAGAUGGUUGGGCCUAAAACACUCCCCUGAGGAACUCCGGCAGAGAUGUCCUGGAGCUGGAUGACUGACCUCCCAUAACCACAACCAUCUUUCUAUGUGUCAGAAGCGUCUCCCUGGUGUUAAAAUGAAGUACCUAUUCUUGCUGUGGUUGGGACUCCUGCUGGGAAGUUGGGGACUGUACGUGCACUACUCGUCCUACUCAGAAUUGUGCCGAGGUCACAUCUGUCAGAUGAUAAUUAGUUUAAUUUUAUCCCCCCAGUGUGAUCGUUAUAAGAAAGGGAUCAUUUCUGGGUCUGCCUGCAAGGACUUGUGUGAGGAAAAAACGCUGUUGUUCCAACAAUGCCUGUCAUCGAGCCCAAUGCAUCAGGUUUAUGGUGGAAUCUGGAGAAAUAAGGAGGUUAUUAUUAAGUGUGGGAUAGAAGAAGCCUUCAGAAUGGAUCUCAAUCCUGAGACAUUACCUCGGAAGGACCUUAUAUUGUUUGACAAACCAACCAGAGGGACCUCAAUGGAUGAAUUCAAGGAGAUGUUGUUGACAUUCUUGAAGUCUAGUCUUGGAGAUCAGCAAUCACUUGGAAAUCUUGUCAACAGAAUAAUCAGCAUGGCAGAUAUCAACCAGGACAACAAGGUUUCCUUAGCUGAAGCAAAAUCCAUUUGGGCCUUACUUCAGCUCAAUGAGUUUUUACUGAUUGUUUCUCUGCAUGAAAAGGAACAUACAGCGCAGUUGCUGGGCUACUGUGGAGACCUGUAUGUUACCGAGAAGAUCCUAUACCACUCACUUUACAGCCUCAAGCUGCCACGUUUCCUUGACGUAGCUUUGCCCUCAUUAGUACAGAAGAGCCUGAACCAAUGGUUUGCUCCAGCAUGGCCACAGAGAGCAGAAAUUACCAUUGGUCUCUUGGAAUUUGUGGAGGAAAUUUUUCAUGGCACAUAUGGCAGCUUUUACAUUUGUGACACGGACCCAGGUAAUAUUGGCUACAAUGACAAGUAUGAUUUUAAAAUGGUGAACUUAAGGAUGGUGGUGACAGAAAUGACGCUUAAAGGAUUCUAUAAAGGACGCCAUUGUGAGCAUAACAUUGACUGCACACACGGGAAAGAUUGUACAGCAACCUGUGACAAACUAGUGAAGCAAUGCAAUACCGAACUGAUACAACCAAAUCUGGCCAAGAUUUGUGGCUUACUACAGGAGUACCUGUUAUAUGGGGCACCCAAUGAUUUCAGAGAUGAAUUACAGAAACACCUCCAGAUCUGUACAAGACUGAAUGGGUUGGCAAGGCAGAUGGAGGUUCAUCAUUCUUUGCUAUUAAACAACAUCAAAACCCUGCUUUGGAAAAAGAUUUCAAACUCUAAAUAUUCAUAAAGGAUCAGAGACCUUCUAAACAUCAUUGCAUUAUAUCUGGAGAUUGUGUCUAAUGUAACUUAUAUAUUGUAUCUACUGUGUCAACAACCUGAAGUGAAAUUCUGGGCAAGCAGUUGUAGGGCUAGUGAAUCAAUUUAUAAUAACCUGUCAAUGCCAUGUCAAACUGUAAGCCCGAGCUGCAAACAUAAUUAAAGGUGAA
Molecule: messenger RNA, 1960 nt
Organism: Stegostoma tigrinum
Lineage: Eukaryota; Metazoa; Chordata; Chondrichthyes; Orectolobiformes; Stegostomatidae
Gene: dipk1b
Product: divergent protein kinase domain 1B
Exons: 5
Coding region: 499-1761 (420 amino acids)
Source: RefSeq, a predicted model, not a curated record